AAUUUUAAUAAGAAUCAAAUAUGAAUCUUAGCCUUGCUUUACUACUACUAGCCUUAUCAUUAUCUUCGAUAGUAAUCAGGGGGAAAGCAAUGAAAACCUGUCCAGCCAACGAAUUCUAUACAGAAUGCGGUGAUAAUUGUCAGAGAGAGUGUUCCACUUUAAAUGAGCCAUGUCUAAUACGUUACAUACGUUGUCCGGACGGUUGCUAUUGUAAUAAGGAUUACGCUCGUAAUGUGAAUGGAAAAUGCAUUCCAAUAAGCGAGUGCCCGAAAUAAGUUUUCCUUUGCAGCUAACUUCAGGGAAUUCACUUUCAGGAUAUUUGAUACCCACUAAAUGCCUAAUUUAUGA
This is a messenger RNA of Glossina fuscipes, 348 nucleotides long. Its product is annotated as inducible metalloproteinase inhibitor protein-like. The coding region runs from base 21 to 275 and encodes 84 amino acids. NCBI's taxonomy places the organism in Eukaryota, Metazoa, Arthropoda, Insecta, Diptera, Glossinidae. The transcript is spliced from 2 exons. The record is from RefSeq and is a predicted model, not a curated record.